UUUUUAAUUGGAAACUUGGAAGGCCCUUGUGGUUAAUUUUUCUAGGAUAAUUCACUGGUCCAUGAGCUAAAAUAUUAAAUCCAAUUUCACGCAUCUCAAGAACCGUGUCGUCAUCAUUGGAUCUCUUACGUAUUUUUUUCUGCUUGAUCCCUUUACUUACAAAUAUCAUUUCAUCUCUUCUUUUGGGAAAAACUAAAUUCAAUUCUUUAUUUCUACUAUUUUCUUUACACACAAAUUCUCAAGCCAAAAUCAAGGUCGGAGAAUAUGCAGCGCAGUGCAGAACGAAUCGCCACCAUCUCAGCCCACCUUAACCCUUCUUCUUAUCAGAUGGAGGACGGUGUGGGGUUGAGCCAAGCUAAUUGCAGGGCAAAAGGAGGUUCUCCAGGAUUCAAAGUCGCGAUUUUAGGUGCUGCAGGAGGUAUUGGUCAGCCACUUGCAAUGCUUAUGAAGAUGAAUCCGUUGGUUUCGGUUUUGCAUCUUUAUGAUGUUGCCAAUACUCCUGGUGUAACUGCUGAUAUUAGUCACAUGGACACUGGUGCUGUGGUUCGUGGUUUUCUAGGGCCUCAACAAUUGGAAGAUGCUCUCACUGGCAUGGACCUUGUAAUCAUCCCUGCUGGUGUUCCUAGAAAACCAGGCAUGACAAGAGAUGAUCUUUUCAACAUAAAUGCAGGGAUUGUAAAGACUUUAUGUGAAGGAAUUGCCAAGUGCUGUCCUAAGGCCAUUGUCAACAUAAUUAGUAAUCCUGUAAACUCUACAGUACCAAUUGCUGCAGAGGUUUUCAAGAUGGCUGGCACUUUUGAUCCCAGGAGACUUUUGGGUGUCACUAUGCUUGAUGUUGUUAGAGCUAAUACCUUUGUGGCUGAAGUUUUGGGGCUUGAUCCCAGGGAAGUGGAUGUUCCAGUUGUUGGGGGCCAUGCUGGCGUUACAAUUCUACCUCUUCUUUCCCAGAUUAAGCCUCCUUGUUCUUUUACCCCUGCGGAAACUGAAUAUUUAACAUCUCGUAUACAAAAUGGUGGAACUGAGGUUGUUGAGGCAAAAGCUGGUGCUGGUUCGGCAACUCUCUCUAUGGCAUAUGCCGCGGUUAAAUUUGCCGAUGCAUGUUUGCAUGGAUUGAGAGGAGAUGCUUCCAUUGUUGAAUGUGCCUUUGUGUCUUCCCAGGUGACUGAGCUUCCAUUUUUCGCAUCAAGAGUACGGCUUGGGCGUAAUGGAGUUGAAGAGAUAUACCCUCUUGGUCCGCUAAAUGAAUACGAGAGAUCUGGACUUGAGAAGGCAAAGAAAGAGCUGGCUACAAGUAUUCAGAAGGGUGUCACCUUUGUAAAGAAAUGAGCAGGCAACUAAAUGACCUCCAAAAGAUGUUUUUGACUUUUCGUUGCCAUAUAUCUCAAUUCCAUAGUUCCAGAAAAAUAAGAGUAGUUCCUUUGUUGUAUAAAAGGAUAUCAUGUUCCACUUUCUACACUUUGUUGCCUUAGUGCAGAAAAUAAAUGUAGUAUCUGGUUAUGUAAAACAAUUACAAUGGCCCUAGUGGAUGUCAAGGCUUUCAAAGUAUUACAUCCCUUUGAAGCAA
This is a messenger RNA of Capsicum annuum, 1564 nucleotides long. Its product is annotated as malate dehydrogenase, glyoxysomal. The transcript is spliced from 9 exons. Gene Ontology annotation, biological process: tricarboxylic acid cycle; malate metabolic process. Gene Ontology annotation, molecular function: L-malate dehydrogenase (NAD+) activity. NCBI's taxonomy places the organism in Eukaryota, Viridiplantae, Streptophyta, Magnoliopsida, Solanales, Solanaceae. Gene Ontology annotation, cellular component: cytoplasm; chloroplast. The record is from RefSeq and is a predicted model, not a curated record. The coding region runs from base 265 to 1326 and encodes 353 amino acids.